Messenger RNA from Gossypium arboreum, 2050 nucleotides. RefSeq names its product organelle RRM domain-containing protein 1, chloroplastic. Gene Ontology annotation, molecular function: RNA binding. Gene Ontology annotation, biological process: mitochondrial mRNA modification; cytidine to uridine editing. The coding region runs from base 1 to 1818 and encodes 605 amino acids. NCBI's taxonomy places the organism in Eukaryota, Viridiplantae, Streptophyta, Magnoliopsida, Malvales, Malvaceae. The record is from RefSeq and is a predicted model, not a curated record. The transcript is spliced from 13 exons. Gene Ontology annotation, cellular component: mitochondrion.
AUGGUUCAUGCUCAAUAUCGUUUCUGGUUUGAGAUAUUUUCUCUGAAGCAGCUGCUGCUGCACCUUGCCUCCUCUUUUUUGAUGAAUUUGAUUCCAUUACCCCUAAAAGAUGACAUAACAACACUGGAUAGACCAGAUCUGCUUGAUGCUGCAUUGUUGAGACCAGGUAGGCUUGAUCGCCUCCGUUUCUGUGAUUUUCCAUCUCCGCGUGGAAGGUUGGAUAUUCUGACUUUUCUUUCAAGAAAGUGGAUAUUUGUAUUGAUUCUGCAACUUGUGUGUGUAGGGGAACCUACCAGUCGUAUUGCAGGUCUCUUCUUGAAGAUCCUUUGCUGGAAUGCUUUGAGCUCGUUGAUGAUUUCAAUUUUCAAGGUUCAUCAAGCAGGAUUGAGAGGUGAUAAGAUGGAUGUUUUUGUUAAGGAUCUUAUGAUGACCGACAUCCGUAACUUGCAAGCAUUUGCACUAGACAUUCAGAAGAAUGAUAUCAAAUUUGAUCUGUUUUCCGUUACCAAGGAAAUGGAAAAACAGGUAUCUGUAUUCACACUGAUAUGGGCUGGGAAUGGCAAACGUGGCCCAACCCAACCAACCGAAGCCGAGUACAAGAAGUUGAUAAGCGCGAAGCAUAAGCAUUCAGCAAGGUCGGGAGAAGCAACAGCUAUGCCAAUGGAAGCUCUUUGUCCCUCACUGGCAGUGCCCACCAUUUCUUUUGGAAUCAACAACUCUCACAAAUCACUGCCCCAACUUGCUUCCCUAAACACUAAAAUCAGAUUUCCCAUUGCUGUUCAGAACCACUUCAACCUUUCCUUAUCCAAUUCUUGUAUUUCUUCAUCUAAAACUGAAAUUGCAACCUCAGCUUCCUUUGUUUCUUCUUCAACAACUAAGGGCAACUACUGGAUGGUGCUAAUGGCUAAGCCUCCAGAAGGGUUCAAUUCCAAACCCCAAAUCAUUGAUUACUAUGUCAAUACUUUGGGAACAGUUUUGGGCUCUGAAAAAGAUGCUCAGAUGUGUAUAUACGACGCUUCUUGUGAUAUCCACUUUGGCUUCUGCUGCCAUAUUGAUGAACAAGCCUCCCGUGAACUUGCUCGUUUGCCUGAGGUUUUAUCGGUUAAGCCAGACCCAAAUUACAAUUCUAAGCAAAAAGAUUACACUGCUUCAAACAUUGAAUUUAUUGCUAACAUAGGGAAUUUGCAGUUGUUUCCUGCUGGGAACACCAAACACUGGCUUGUUCGAAUGGACAAGCCUGGAAUUGGGGUUGUCACAAAGGCACAAAUGGUUGAUUAUUAUACUCAAAUAGUGACCAAAGUUUUGGGAAAUGAGAAGGAUGCUCAAAUGUGCAUAUAUCAUGUAUCUUGGCAAUCCCAAUUUGGUUUCUAUUGUGAACUUGAUGAGGAAAGUGCAAAUGAACUAGCCGGUGUGCCUGGAGUUUUAUCUGUUGAACUAGAUAAGAAUUUUGAGUCAGAGAAUAAAGACUAUGGAGGUAAUAAUCUACAAAAUUCUACGAGUGCUAGUGAAACGACCUCCAUAAGAACUAAGAAACUUUUCAUAACAGGCCUAUCAUUUUACACUUCAGAGAAAACAUUACGUUCACAUUUCGAAGGUUUUGGUGAGCUUGUUGAAGUUAAAAUCAUAAUGGACAAGAUCUCUAAAAGAUCUAAAGGGUAUGCAUUCGUGGAAUACACCACAGAGGAGGCUGCAAGUGCUGCACUCAAGGAGAUGAAUGGCAAGAUCAUAAAUGGGUGGAUGAUAGUUGUUGACGUUGCCAAGACUAAACCGCAGAACUUCAGCGGAGGUCGUCCAAGACCGACAGUCCAACCAGAAUGAGAAGGAAGUUGAAGCAAAUACCCUUUUGGGAAUCAGCAGCAAUUUUGCAGAAAGGACUACCAAAAUUUGGUACAUUAAAAUUACUAGAAUUGAUCAAUAGCUCUUGGAACUGUUUCAUCAAUAUGUAUAUAUAUAAUUGACUUGGUAAAUGGUAAAUCCAUGUUCAACCUUCUUAGCUACCGUAAUUCUUCCAUUCUUUUCUAAUUAAGACUAAUUCUUCCAUCCUUUCCGA